AAACUAGAAUAAAAGGGUACAAGUAAAACAUUUUUUUUUUUUACAUACAAGUUCACUCGACUAUUUUAUUCUUGUUUUAGAAGAAGGAACACAAGGAUUGCUCCAUCCGGCACUUGGUUUCGAACUUCGUUUGUGGGAUAAUCGAAGUAUGAGGAAUUCAGAAAUGGAUAAAUCCAAUGAAGAACUGGAAUCUCUUUUUGAUUACAGACGUGUUCAGCCCUUCUGUACUCCCUUCAAUCCUAUCUGCCUUGACGAUGAUAGUGCAGACCCGUCUCCAGUUCUCUCAAAGAAACGAAGAAUGAUCGAUUCUGCUGUCUCAAAGAAAGAAGACAAAAAUGAAGCAGUUCUAGUAAUUGACUGCAACGAAAAAGAAGAGGAUUGGCUGCCACCCUCCCCAAAGAUUUCUGCUCAUACUAGUAACCUUGUUGAAGAUUCAACUAUAAAGGAAAUUAGAUUGAAAAAGAAAGAGUUGGCAUCAUUUGCCCAAUCAGCUAAAGAUGAGCUGCGAGAUGUUGAAGAAUCUGUAAAAAGAGAUCUUAGUGCUUCACUCCAUUCACUUCAAGAUAGUGUUGCUGAGCUGCCGUCAAAACCCUCAACUGAAAGAGCAAAAAUUGUCAUUUCUAUCCAAGACAAGGAUGGAGCAAAACAAUUUCGGAUUUACAAGGAUGAUAAAUUUGAGAGGCUGUUCAAAUUGUAUGCUGAUAAAGUCAAGCUUGAGCGGCAAAAUUUGGUUUUCUGCUUUGACGGGGAUAAAAUUAAUCCGAAUGCAGCUCCCAGUAGUCUUGGGAUGGAGGAUGAUGACAUCAUUGAAGUGCAUGUAAAACCAAGUUGUUGAGUGUUUAGGGAAGCGCGAAGCGGAAAAAAGCGACAAGGCUCCGCUUCACGCAUUCAGCGAAGCGCUCGAAUCAUUGAAGUGAAUCGCAAUUCAAAAGAAAAAAAAGACUAAACAGAGCAGCCAAACGGUAAGACAGAACUGAACAGAACACAACAACUAUAUAAUCAACAAUAAAGUCAAAUUGAUAUAUAAGCAAAAGUUCAAAUUAAACACCAAAAUCAGAGGUUAAAUCACUGAAAACACCUGCUGUGAAACAGACCAGCAAAACAACACAGACCACUAUAGCAAAACAGUGCAGCAAAAUAGCAAAAUAAAACAGAAAAAAAAGAAAAAGAAAAACCAAAUCUGAAUUAAUAAUGUUUCAAAAAUAGUGAAAGAAUAUAAGAAAGAAGAAGAACAGAGCACCACUGCUGCUGAAAAACAGAGUACUGCUGAAAAAAAUAAAAGAAGAAGAAAGAAGAAAAGAAAAUCUUAAGAGAAAGAAGCAAAGAAAACCACAGCACUGGUGAAGUCGACUCUUAAGAGAAAGAAUAAAAGAAGAAAGAAGAAGAAGAAGAAGAAAAUUACCUUGGUUUAGUCGUAGCAGUGGGAGUAAAAAACCCUAGAAAAUUUGAAGUUUAAUAAAAGUGGACUCUAUUCUUUUUUAAUUUAAAAUUGACCCUUAAAAGGACAGCAACAUGAAGCAAGCGCUUCACGCCGCAUCUUGCAGCAUGCUGCCUCACCGCAACACCACUGGAAGCUCACUUCAGCAGGGUUGGAUCGCCUCGAUGUCUCGCAGUGACAAACCCUCGCAUCGCGUCACUUCACCGCAUUAAGUGAUGAUGCGAGCGCAUUCCUGAACACAGCUAUGACAUCUGAGUUGUAUUUUUGUCAUUUUACUUGCUUCAGUUGAUGGACUCCUUUAAAUGAUUAGAAUUAAGUACAAACAGACAUUAUCCAGAUACACCUCUUCCUUUUCGCUUGUUUCUCUCUUCCAUAAUAAAUGAAUCUUGUACUCCUGCCAAAAAUUCUGAACAUCCCUUGGGAUGUGGUGACGGAUUGCUAGGAUUAAUCAGUUCUUGAUCCCUUUUUCUUGAUACUUUUUUCCAUCUCCACUGUCUUGAUGUAAAUUAUAAGAAUCAAUGCAGGUUUUGAUGAGACUUAUUUCUGAGGAACCCAUGACCAUAUAAUUGAAUUCAUCGUAUAAUCAUUGCUUUCUGUGACUUUCAUGUGUUCUUUAUUUCCAUGUGAUAUUUAACUCAUGCACAUAUUGCUCAUAUCAUCCAUUAUAAAUGCAUGUCAUUCUUCUUGGGAAGUUUCUCAUUGUUGGAUUGAACUUUACUCAGGAUUAAAGGGUUCUAGAGAUGGUUAAAAAAGAACAAGGAAGGACGGAAGGGAGAUGCGUCCUCUUUAUAAGCAACUCCCUAUUUGAUGAAUAACAUAAUUUUUAGUGUUAUUGGUUAAUUUUUUCAAUAAAAGGGAGAAUUUACCAUUCUGAAGACAGAUGACAGAUAUGGGAAAAAAGACGAAGAUUUUUGAAUAAGGGAGGUUUAACAUCCGUCUGAAACAAGUAUUUAUUCCAUCUGAGUCAACCCUGGGGCUGCUUUCUUUGGCUCAACUGGAUAAUCCCGAACUAGAGCUUGGCCAAGUAUUUGAAGUUAUAGCUUUACCAAGGUCAAUUAAGAAUGGGUUAUCAAGUUCACAUGGUUAGACUAAUACCAGAGUGGGGAAGGCUUCUCAAAUACAGUUUGAAUCCUUUAUAUCCUUGAGACAAUCUAUUUACUCACAAGUAGAGAGUCGUGAGUAAAUUUAGAAUACGUGUAUGAAACACCUUGGAAGCUCAAGAAGCUUGCUAGCCAGGUUUGAAGAUAAAGUUACUCGUCCUGUCCUCUAAAUGGGUGUACCUAUUGACUAGGGCCUGAAGAUAGGUAAGGCGUCAAGCCUAUGAGUCAGGAAUUUUGAGGCUUAAACUUAGAUUAAUUUACCCGUCCUGUGUUCUGAAGGCACAUAGUAUUGAAUAGGGUCUGAAGGUUGCCAAGCUCAAAUUAUUCUCAAUCCAGCCAUAGUGUGCAAGGGCAGUGUCACAAUUCCCAUUUUUUAAACAUUUUCUUUAUGACUUGUAGGAUCACACUAGGCAUGAGAAUGGUGAAAAAGUGAUGAUAUCAAUUCAAGAUAAGUUGACAAGAUAGUGCUUAAUAUAGUGUGUGCUUGUAUGAGGCAAAACCUAAUGUGAGGCGUUUUACUUUACUGGAUUGGGCAUGAAACCCAAGGAUAUCAUUUCCUAGAAAUAAAAUAUGUUUAUGCAUUUGGUCAGCACUUUUGCUUAUCAAGAGCUGCAAAAGACAACCAGUCCCCGGGCUAAGAGUGCAACUUUUGAUGUGUGGAUUUGAUAUAUGCCUGGUAUUUAAGUGGAAAAGGGUAGAGGGGUGGGCCCGCUAUUCUCCUAUGUUUUGAAUUGCGAACCAUUUUUCUUGAUAAGGUAAAUAAUUUAAUUAAAAAUUGUGGAAAAACCCUGUAUACAAGGUCGUAUCAAAAGAGAGAACCUACAUCAAAAUAUGAUUCUAAAGAAAAAGAGACCUAAACUUUUAUACAAAUUGGGGUCUCAUGGAGACACCAAAAGGAAAUUAGAACAGAAGACUAUUUGCAACUUUACAAUAUUUUGUUCAGCACCUUCAGUCGCUCUCGUAUUUCUCUUUCCAGAUAACCCACACAAUUGCUAUCGGGGCAAACAUUCAAUGCCCUAGGACUUCUCUUCCCCCUCCUGUAAGCCCAGCUAUGCAAUGCCUCCUUUACUGUGCUUGACAUCACUCAUUGCACUCCCAAACUAAUGAAGAACCAUUUUCCACAGUCGGUUAGCCACUUGUCAAUGCAAUAAGAGAUGAUCCACAUCUUCACUCGAGCUCUUGCAAAUGAAGCACCAACUAACAUAGGUGAUUUUCUUUCUGAGGUUUUCACUGUCAAUAUCACACCCCUUGUUUUCAACCAUGGUAAGAAACACACCUUUCAACCCUGGUAAAGGUUCCCCAACCCUUCAUAAUACUUCAUAUGCUGCACCCAGAUGGUGUUGUGAUGUUUCUAGCCUCCACCUACCUUCCAUAAUGUCAUAAUUUUUCGCCAUCGCACCCCUCCACAACAUAUUUUCACCUCCACCCCAAUCCUCCAUAACCACUUCCUGAACUAUGCUUAUUGAAGAGCAGAGCUUUCACACCGAAUCGUCCCCAUUCCUUCGAAGAUGGUGACAAUUCUCCAAUUCACUAAGUGAAACUUUCUAAUUUCAUCUGAUGUAUUGCAUAGAAAAUUUACCUGGUCAUUUUAACCUUUCUGUCACUUCACCAGGUGUCUGCAACAACAUGAAAUAUAUGGGGAUGCUAGAGUUUGUACUUUUGAGUUUUGAUAUACUUCCUUCACGUCUUUCGUCAGUUAUCUCUUAUUGCACACCAAUAACCCUCGCAGAUUUCUGUUAUCAAAUAAUAAACAUAAAAAAAGAUAUUCAAAGUUCACGUAGUUCGAAGCUUGGUAAGCAGAAAGUGACAAACAUGUUGGGAGAUAAUAUAAUAUUUUAACUAAAAUUAUAAACAAUGAAAAAAUAAUAACAACCUCUGGGUUGCUGAAUAGUUUUUUAACCCUAAAGAAAUGAAAUGAAGAAAACAGAAGCUUCUUAUGACGAAAGUUUAACAAUAACACCAAGUCUGGACUUUGUUUUUCUUAUCUAUUUAAUAGAUCUAUGCUGUGAAAGGUGCGCCAGCUGCUCAAACAGCAGCCUCAAUCUGCUAGAUUUUCCAGUAGGUUAUCCUUUGAAUUUUAUAAUUCCAAUUCCAUGCUUUCUCAGGGCAAUGUCAAUAUGCCCUUUAUCUGUACUCUGCUCUAAAACUCUUUCUUUUGCACUCUAAGCUGCUGUAUAUCCCUUUCUUUAUUUGUUCUGUGGCUGGAAGAUAUUUUUCUAAUUUUACCACAUCUUCACCUUAGAUUUCGUUAGCCUUCUUAGUUUUUGCUGAUCUGUUUCAGGUUGGAUUCAUCCUCCAGCUGAAGGUGCUUCUCAAUCGGUGAAGUUGACGUUGCAGACUUUUUUUUUCUGUUUUGCUAUGCUUUUGGUCCACUUGAUCAGACUUUUGUCCUGCUGGCUGCAACUGUAUAGUAGCUCUUCUAAUUAUAUGAUCAAACAUUAUUUGACAAUUUUUUUUUUUUUCAGAUACUACUUGAGAAAUCUAUGGUCAAACGGGUCCUUACUUUAGACCUUUUAA
Molecule: messenger RNA, 5055 nt
Organism: Capsicum annuum
Lineage: Eukaryota; Viridiplantae; Streptophyta; Magnoliopsida; Solanales; Solanaceae
Exons: 7
Coding region: 149-835 (228 amino acids)
Source: RefSeq, a predicted model, not a curated record